Molecule: messenger RNA, 866 nt
Organism: Rhododendron vialii
Lineage: Eukaryota; Viridiplantae; Streptophyta; Magnoliopsida; Ericales; Ericaceae
Exons: 2
Coding region: 240-734 (164 amino acids)
Source: RefSeq, a predicted model, not a curated record
UUUUCCGGGCAGAAGUCCAACAAAAAAUAUCUGAUCUUGUUCUUAUUCUCUCUCUCUCUCUCUCUCUCCACGAAGGAGAGGUCCGAGAGGAGGUAUCUCGGUUUUUUUCCAUAAUUAUAUUUCAAUCAACAUUUCCCAAUCUUCUCAAAAUCUCGAUUCCCCAAUAUCUGAUCUUGUUCUUAUUCUUAUUCUUAUUCCCAUUCCUAUUCCUAUUCGAUUCCUCACUUCCGAUCGAUAUCAUGAGGGUGCACCCGCUGCCGAAGAAGCGGAACAUGGCAAACCGCGACAUGGACGGCGGGGAAACCCUAAGCGGCGGCUGCGGCGGGGUUCACAAAAGGCUCCGGCGACUCCCCCACGUCUUCAGCACGGUCCUCGAGCUCCCCUUCCCUUCCGACGCCGACGUCUCCGUCGAAGAAAGCUCCGAUUCCUUCCGUUUUGUUGCUGUUACCGAUGAUGACGCCGUUAUCGGCGACGGCGUUAGGGUUCACGCGGUGGAGGUUCACCCCGGGGUGACCAAGAUUGUGGUUCGAAAUGGAGGGGAAGGUGGAGAUGAGGUGGUGGAGUUGCUAUUGGGGGAAGUGGACGUGUGGAGGUUUCGGCUACCGGCGAUGACGCAGCCGGAGUUGGCAACGGCAGUGUUUGUUGAUGGUGAGUUGAUUGUGACGGUGCCAAAGAGCAGGGAGGUCGUGGGGGAGGUGGUGGGAGGCGUGGGGCGGCUUGUUCUUGUACAGUAGUAUAUACUUUGUUUGUCUUAAUUUGCUCGGGAUUUUAGCCUUGCAAAUGCAAAUUUAGUAUCGACUCUGGAACUCUGUUUACAUGAAUUUAUGAAUUAGUUGUUUACUAUCUCAAUCAAGAAGAUUUGUGUA